GACGACGCGAGCCUAUCAGCGGUGGGACAGGACACACUGAGUUCCAUCGCUAACUGGAGAAAACGUUGUCACCUGGCGUCUCAUGGCCUAUAUAUGGCAGUACAUGUUGAUCAUGUAAGCUUGUAGACAAGACGGCCUGAAUCGCGGCAUCUUGCACCGCCCCGGAUCAACCCCUGUCCGUGUCAACUUGAACGAACCGACCAAUCAUAGCCGAUGUCGUACAGUGACUAGAUCAUUAAGCUUUGGGUAUAAAGACAUGAAUUGCUCGUCUCGCAACAGAAGUCAGACACCAUCUCAACUCGCACCUUGCUCUCGAGCUCAAUCCCCAGGUGUUGCCGUUCAAGAUAGCUUCCUCGCCCUUUCAUUCAACUCCUCCGACCAUCUCAUCUCGCAUAAAUAUUCGCCUUCUGCACAGCAUCAAAUAUGAUGGACACACUCUUCCAUCUAGCCAUAAGAGCACUCGACCAAAAUGGCAUCGACCCUGACAACAUUGAUGUCAACUCCACCGACCCUCUCAAGAUCGCCAUGUCAAAAAAGUAUUGUAAGGUCGGCAAGUGCCCCAAAGCAUGGCAGAGCAUCCAGUACCGACCCACUAUUGCCGGAAAUGUCAUCUACGCGCUCUGUCUCUUUGCACUGCUUGGCGGGCAGAUGUGGUUAGGUAUUCGUAAGAAGACAUGGACAUAUAUGGGCACUAUGUGUGCCGGCAUCCUUGGAGAGAUCAUUGGUUACAUUGGUCGCAUCAUGUUGAACCAGAACCCUUUUCUUAUGGAUAACUUUCUUGUUAACCUCGUCCCGCUCACAAUCUCUCCUGCACUACUCACGGCAGGCAUCUACCUCUGCGUCGGUCGCGCCAUCGUCGCCAUCGGUAGUGAAAACUCCCGCCUCAAGCCUAAGAUGUACACUUAUGUCUUCGUCGGCUGCGACUUGCUCGCUCUCGUCCUUCAAUCCAUUGGUGGUGGCAUGGCUGCCACAGCAAGGGAUGCUAAGGGCUCAAGGCGCGGUGUCAACAUUAUGAUCGCUGGUCUGGUCUCUCAGGUCAUCACCAUGAUUCUGUUUUUGGCCGUCUGGGGUGACUUCGUCCUGCGCACUCGCCGCGCUAAGUUCAGUGGAUCGUUGUCGCGCUCCCAACCACCGCUAUACGACAAUCUGCGAUCCACUAAGAACUUUACUUUGUUCCAGUGGAGUCUCUUCGCGGCCACACUCCUCAUUUUUGUCCGCUGCGUUUACCGUGUUGCCGAGCUUUGGAACGGCUUCAAUAGCCACCUCGCCAAUGACGAAGUCACCUUCAUGAUUUUCGAAGGCCCCUUGAUCAUUCUUGCUGUAUCCGCAAUGACAGUCUUUCAUCCUGGCCGUAUCUUCGGGGAUCUCUGGGUUCCUGCUGGCAAAGGUGUCAGGUCCAUGAACAAGCCUACCGAGGACUCGGUCCACCUUACUGAGGCUGAAUGGAAUGACACAGCUUACCAGCGGGUUUAGUAGCCUGCCAAUCUUGUUUAGACAAUCUAUAGUAAAAUUGUCAUUGUUAGAAAUCAUUAGGUUGCUAGGCGUAGACUUUAGGCGCAGCAUGCAGGAAGAGGCGUUGAAGCGACACGUAAGGGCCUGGAGUAUCACGCCUGUUACGAUAAUGUGGCAUAACAUCUAUAUUUACGGCG
This is a messenger RNA of Cucurbitaria berberidis CBS 394.84, 1649 nucleotides long. Its product is annotated as RTA1-domain-containing protein. The record is from RefSeq and is a predicted model, not a curated record. The transcript is spliced from 3 exons. Bases 424 to 1473 code for a protein of 349 amino acids. NCBI's taxonomy places the organism in Eukaryota, Fungi, Ascomycota, Dothideomycetes, Pleosporales, Cucurbitariaceae. Gene Ontology annotation, cellular component: plasma membrane; fungal-type vacuole.